Molecule: messenger RNA, 1698 nt
Organism: Solanum stenotomum
Lineage: Eukaryota; Viridiplantae; Streptophyta; Magnoliopsida; Solanales; Solanaceae
Product: putative B3 domain-containing protein REM15
Exons: 10
Coding region: 1-1698 (565 amino acids)
Molecular function (GO): DNA binding
Source: RefSeq, a predicted model, not a curated record
AUGAAAUUUACUCCAAAGAAGCCUCACUUCUUUAAACCUAUUUUGCCAAAUUUCAAGCAUGGAAUUAAAAUUCCUGUAGCUUUUUCCAAGCAUCUGAAAGGAUGUAAUCAAGAACAUGCAAUAUUGAGAAAAGCUGGUAAGAAGUGGCAGGUAAAAGUGAACGGACAGUUAUUAGAAGAGGGUUGGGCGAAAUUUGCAAAAGAACAUGAAUUACAGUUGGGAGAUUGCUUGAUUUUCAGACAUGAAGGAAAUUUGGAGUUUGAAGUUUCCAUCUUUGGUUCAAAUCACUUCGAGAGAGAAUACGAACAGACUCGGGAAGGAGGAGAAGAAAUCAAUCAUACUUGCAAGAAAAUUAUAUCACAAGUAAAAACAACUGAAAAGCCAAAGCUCAAUAUCAAGUCACAUGAGAUUGUUCCCAAAGUAGAAGCUGCAGAGAACAUGCCUCUCGGUCGCCCUCAUUUCAUUUAUACUGUCACACCUUAUUGCCUUACAAGGGACCAUGUGCAACUUCCAGUCUCAUUUGCACGGGAAAACAGUCUCACGAACAGGAAAUGUACGAUAACGAUAAGGGAUGAGCAAAGGUCUUGGACAUUUACACUAUAUUCGUCUGGCGCACACACGUACAUUAAAGGCAAAUGGCGUGAAUUCUGCAUUGCAAAUUGCUUGAAGAAAGGAGAUCAGAUAAUGCUUGAGAUAGUUGAAAAUGGAAUGAAUCCUGGUAAAUACACAGUUGUUAACGAAGUUUUUCCCUCUUCAAAUUUUCAAAAUCAAUCUGCUGAGAUAAAUGCUUCUGUAAAACGAUCUCAAGAUUUGAGAGCAAAUGCAUCACUUCAACUCGAAGGGAAGAAGCCUAAUUUGGAUGCUGAAAAAGUUUCAUCCCGAAGGAAAGAAGCAAAUGUACCCGCUUCAACAUCUGCCAAUGCCAACAGUCAAUUUGUUUCUAUUAUCCAGCCUUAUGCUAUCAUCAGAGCUCUUUUCUAUCUUCCGUUGGCUUUUGCAAGACCAAAUGGCUUGAUGAGACGUUGUAAGAUGAUUCUCAAGGAUGAGAAACAGAGAUCAUGGUCAGUGCAACUAGGAGAAGUUGGACCUCGUUUUGCAAUUACCAAGGGAUGGCGACAGUUCAGAGAAGCAAAUGCUGUCCAAGUAGGAGAUACUUAUAAGUUUGAACUCAUUGACAAUGGCACAACACCUGUAGCGUAUUUUCAUCGUACGAGAGAAAAUGCAUCAUUUCAGCCCGAAGGAAAGAAGCCUAAUUUGGACGCAAAAAGAGUUUCAGCCCGAAGUAAUGAAGAAGAUGUAACUGUUUCAACAUGUGCUAAUGCUAACCCUCAAUUUGUCUCUACUAUCAAUCCCUAUUGCAUCUACAGUCCUUUUCUCUAUCUUCCAUCGGCUUUUGCAAAAUCAAAUGGCUUGGUGAAUAGACGUAAUUGUAAGAUGAUUCUCAGAGAUGAGAAACAAAGAUCAUGGUCAGUGCUGCUAGCACCAAUGGGACAUCACAUUGCAAUUACCAAGGGAUGGCGACAGUUCAGAGAAGCAAAUGGUGUCCAAGUCGGAGAUACUUAUAAGUUUGAACUCAUCGACAAUGGCACGAUACCUAUAGCAUAUUUCUAUUGUAAAUAUUCGGGGAAGGAUGGCAAAGCAUCAGAGAAGUCAUUGACAAAUAUAAAUAAGCAGUUAGUGAUAUACAAGGAAAACUAG